AUUCUUGGGCCCUCUGUCCCAGUCCCUUGGGCAGGCCUCCGGGGCUGUCGGAUCCAGGGAUUCCAGGUCUACAUCUGGCGGCCGGAGAGAGAGGGGAAGAGAGAGAGAGAGAAGGCAGCCCACAACCCAGGUUAGCCUCUGUAGAACCUACAGGUCUUGGGCUUCAGAGUAGAUUGGUGCUGCCCAUUGGACAAGGCUUGAAGAAUCCAGCCUUAUUCUCCACAGAGGAUUUCUACACCCACCGGCCCCUGAAACUACAUUUCCCAGCAGGCCAGAGGCCAGAACUGACGCACUUCCUCCCGACGUUCCCCCGCAACAGGAAGUAGCCGAGUGGGCUCGAGGCUGACGCGACCAUCCUUCGUCAUCGCCGCUGCCGCUGCCGCUGCCUGGAGAGGACCCGUCGCGGCUGUACCUGCCGCCCCUGCCGGCCACCAUGUCCGCCCAGGCGCAGAUGCGGGCCCUGCUGGACCAGCUCAUGGGCACGGCCCGGGACGGAGAUGAAACCAGACAGAGGGUGAAGUUUACAGAUGACCGAGUCUGCAAGAGUCACCUUCUGGAUUGCUGCCCCCACGACAUCCUGGCUGGGACGCGCAUGGAUUUAGGAGAAUGUACCAAAAUCCACGACUUGGCCCUCCGAGCAGAUUAUGAGAUUGCAAGUAAAGAAAGGGACCUGUUUUUUGAGUUGGAUGCAAUGGAUCACUUGGAGUCCUUUAUCGCUGAGUGUGAUCGGAGAACUGAGCUUGCCAAGAAGCGGCUGGCAGAGACACAGGAAGAGAUCAGUGCAGAAGUUUCUGCAAAGGCAGAAAAAGUACAUGAGUUAAAUGAAGAAAUAGGAAAACUUCUUGCCAAAGCUGAGCAGCUGGGAGCAGAAGGAAAUGUGGAUGAAUCCCAGAAAAUUCUUAUGGAAGUGGAGAAAGUCCGCGCAAAGAAAAAAGAAGCUGAGGAAGAAUACAGAAAUUCCAUGCCUGCAUCCAGUUUUCAGCAGCAGAAGUUGCGUGUCUGUGAAGUCUGCUCAGCCUACCUUGGUCUCCACGACAAUGACCGUCGUCUUGCAGACCACUUUGGGGGCAAAUUGCACUUGGGAUUCAUUCAGAUCCGUGAGAAGCUUGAUCAGUUGAGGAAAACCGUGGCAGAAAAGCAGGAGAAGAGAAAUCAGGAUCGCUUGAGGAGGCGAGAAGAGAGGGAGCGGGAGGAGCGGCUCAGCAGGAGGUCUGGAUCAAGAACCAGAGAUCGCAGGAGGUCACGUUCCCGGGACCGGCGUCGGAGGCGGUCAAGAUCUACUUCCAGAGAACGACGAAAGUCUUCCCGGUCCUGGUCCCGAGACAGACACCGACGCCACCGCAGUCGUUCCCGGAGCCACAGCCGGGGCCACCGCCGGGCUUCCAGGGACCGGAGUGCGAAAUACAAGUUCUCCAGAGAGCAGGCAUCAAGGGAGGAGUCCUGGGAGCGAGGGCGGAGUGAGCGCCGGGCCGCCGACUGGAGGCUUGAGAGCUCCAACGGGAAGACAUUGGAGGAGAAGGAGGCUGGCGAGAUCUGAGUCUGUGCCCAGGCACUGUAAAUAGUCUGGUAAAUGUUCGACACAGCUUGAAGUUACCCUUUAUAUUUGCUGAAUACAACUCAUCUUUUGUAGUUUAAAAUUUCUAUUGUUUUGGAGCUAGCUGUGAGUUUCUAGAGAUGUACAAAAUUGCUCCUGUGUUUUUGGGUUACGUUUAGUAGGAAUAAAUAAAUCUGACAGACUGCCUCCUGA
Phyllostomus hastatus (greater spear-nosed bat) is the source of this 1747-nucleotide messenger RNA. It is a transcript of the gene LUC7L, whose product is annotated as LUC7 like. Gene Ontology annotation, cellular component: U1 snRNP; U2-type prespliceosome. Bases 434 to 1537 code for a protein of 367 amino acids. Lineage: Eukaryota; Metazoa; Chordata; Mammalia; Chiroptera; Phyllostomidae. The record is from RefSeq and is a predicted model, not a curated record. The transcript is spliced from 12 exons. Gene Ontology annotation, molecular function: mRNA binding. Gene Ontology annotation, biological process: mRNA splice site recognition.